AUGAAGAACGGGAAGAACCUUGGAAUCUUGCUCGACCAGAACAGAGCCAUCAAGGGGCUCGUUCCAGGAGGAAGCGCACAUGCCUGCGGCAAACUCCUGGUCGGGGAUGAGCUGAUCAGGGUGGAUGGGAGGGGAGUAGGCGGCAUGACAGUCAGCGAAGUCACGGAGCUCAUUACCAAGGGGAUAGAGCAAGAGCCCGUCAUGAAGUCCUUCAAGCCUGUUGGCGCCAUGUCUCCUUCUGUCGCCCAGCAGAGGUCCGGCAAGCCAUGCGGCAUCGGACUGACCAUCCUUGACGACCCUCCUCAUCUCGUCACUUACAUCCACCCCAACGGCCCAGCUGCGCGAUCUCAUGCGAUACGUGAAGGCGACUGCCUCGUCGCCAUCGACCAGGCGUUGGUCGCAGACCUUCCGGUAAGUGAGAUAGUGAAGUUCGUUGUCGGGGAGGAGGGCUCGUCGGUAGAGCUGUGGCUAGAGCGAGUCUCGUCCGGGUGCGUAUCAUACAAGCAUCACGAGAAGGCCGAGGAGAUCCGUCAAGAGCUGAAGAAACUUGAGAGCCUGCGGAAGGAUGGGGUUCUGGACAGCAAGGCUUACAACUCCGGCGUUGAACGGGGCUGCUACUCAGUGAGGAUAGUGAGAGGGAUGGAGUAUAGCGGCAGCAUGGAGCUCCCGCCGGACCAGCAGUCGUCAGCGAUCAGUGAAGUCGUCCUCGAGUUCUACAGGAAGUCGAGCGACCGAGAGAUCUCCGUCGUUCUUCCUCGUCCUGUCCGCGAGCAAAGUCCUGCCGAGGAUGCUGCAUCGGAAGGAUCGGACCGACCGGCUGCAGCUUCAGCGAGGGAGGGGAAGCUGAGCAGGGAGAACAGCCAAGGGGAGGAGCAGGACGAGUCACACGAAUCGUCAAGGAACGGACAGGACUGGAGAGAGGAGGAGAGGAACAACCGAAUGAUUUCGCAGUUCUCCAAGGAGGUGGAAGUAGUUGCCUUCGUCAACUCCGGCAAGCAGCUGGGAUUGGUGUUCGAUCAGCUUGCCCAGGGCUCGAAGUCAAAGAAGAUUACCAUCAAGGCCUUCGAUUCGGAGGGAACAGCUUCUCGAGCCUCCUGCAUUCACGUCGGCGAUGAGCUCAUGGCGGUCGACGGAGCUAACAUCCAGCAGGAAGACCUGGAAGUUGUUUGCUCAAAGAUCUUACAGCCGACAAGCAAGCAUGUCGAACUUGUUCUGGCUCGUCCUGUCCGUCAGAAUCUCCUCUAUCGCUACGCUGUGCUCCUCCCUCGUCCCAGUCAAACAGCAGACAUGCCGUGCUCCUGCGCUUUCUGCGAGCAGUUCCGUGGGGACUUGAAUGUGCCUGAGGACACAAAGAACAAGCAGGUCGACUUGGAGCCGGCCGCAAAGUCCAAGGAGGACAAGGAGCAGAAGCGGCAAGAGCCUUCGGUAAGUUCUGAACUUGUCCUGGGGUGUGAGGUGAGGAAGCGACAGAUCGGAGACUUGAUGCUCGGGGGACUUAUCUCCCUCUUCUCCCCGAGCAAACCCUCGAGAGCGUCCCAUGCCAGCAGCUCGGCAGAGGCUGAGAAGAAGUUGGAGAGCUCCUCCCAACUCUCGCCCAGGAGAAUCGCGGCCUUGGAAGCCGCAGAGAAACUUCCCCAGCUGCUGGCCAGGAAGGAUGUUUGUCUCGGCUGUUUGUUCUUCUCUGAUGACACUGACACCUACUUGUUCGACUCAAGGUGGAGGACAGUCAUCGAUGAAGACGACAAGUCCGAUUCUCAGUGGCUUUUCGAGUCAGAGGACUCGUGA
Messenger RNA from Guillardia theta CCMP2712, 1785 nucleotides. RefSeq lists its product as hypothetical. Gene Ontology annotation, cellular component: outer membrane-bounded periplasmic space. The transcript is spliced from 8 exons. Gene Ontology annotation, biological process: signal transduction. The record is from RefSeq and is a predicted model, not a curated record. Gene Ontology annotation, molecular function: protein binding; endopeptidase activity. Bases 1 to 1785 code for a protein of 594 amino acids. NCBI's taxonomy places the organism in Eukaryota, Cryptophyceae, Pyrenomonadales, Geminigeraceae.